UAAACAUAAAUGUUAAAUAGUGCCCCAUCGUUCUCCGGGAGGACCUGAUUAGCUAAUCGUGGUGUUAAUUCAUCGAGGCGGCUUGAAUUGGAUCAAAAUGUUGGAAAUGGAAUUGGUUCUGUGCAAAGUAAGGAAAUGGCUAAAGAUUUCGGAAAUUCUGAGCCGCAAAUUGAGCAAUUCAGAGAUUUUUAGGAGAAUUAUAAGGUGUCUGAGGAGAAGAAUAUUGAGGAUUCUGGUCAGCCUCAGGCGGCGAAGAAGGAAGAUGUGUUCACUUUAAAUGCAAAGUAAGGAAGCCGAGGAUCCGGCAUUGAGUGCUAUGGCAGGAUGGAAGGCCGCGAUUACUACUGGUGGCGGCGGCAAUGUGGAGGUUACCAGUGGCUCAAUUAGUGAAGGGAUUUUGGAUUUUGAUCUAGAGUCGGAUGGGUCACUGAGCUUUUACAUGCUUGAUGCUUAUGAAGAGUCCUAAUAUGGGCACCAUAUAUCUAUUUGGGAAGGUUAAAGUAGGGUGUUCACAUCAGAGUUGUUGUGUGGUUGUAAAGAGCAUGCAAAGAUGUGUUAAUGCAAUUCCGAACAAUCCUCUACUUCCAACUGGCGAAAUGAUGAAGCUUGAAAAGGAUGCCGAAGAGUCAAGGAUUUCACCCACAGAUUUUCGAAAGAAGCUGCAUGCAGGACGUGGCUUCAGAAUUAAAGAAUGAAAUAGCCAAGAUGAGUCUCAAUGUAUCUGGUUUUAGCAUGGCACCUGUCAAGAGGAACUAUGCUUUUGAGCGAUCUGACAUACCUAUAGGGGAAAAUUAUGUGCUGAAGAUCAAUUAUCCAUUCCGGUAUCCCCCACUAUCAGCCGAUCUAAAAGGAGAAACUUUUUCUGCUCUUCUUGGAACUCAUAGCAGCGCGUUGGAACUUUUCCUUGUUAAAAGGAAGAUAAAAUGACCUUCUUGGCUGUCAGUUUCAAAUUUUUCCGUCUGCCUAGCUCCCCAAAGGGUAAGCUGGUGCAAAUUCGAGGUGAAUAUUAAUGCUCCGAAAGAUAUAAAGACAUCAGCUAAAACUGCAGAUAUCCCCAGUGGUUGUUACUGCAAUAAAUUUGAAAACUAUAAUCAAUGAGAAGCAGAAUUCUAAUGAAAUUGUCUCUGCAUCUGUUGUCAGCUGUAACAAGGCCAAGGUUAGACCUAAAAUAUUUUACCGUCUUUUGUUUUGGCGGACUUGUUGGAAUUAACAAGU
Molecule: messenger RNA, 1215 nt
Organism: Argentina anserina (silverweed cinquefoil)
Lineage: Eukaryota; Viridiplantae; Streptophyta; Magnoliopsida; Rosales; Rosaceae
Product: DNA polymerase alpha catalytic subunit-like
Exons: 7
Coding region: 616-927 (103 amino acids)
Biological process (GO): mitotic DNA replication initiation; lagging strand elongation; leading strand elongation
Cellular component (GO): alpha DNA polymerase:primase complex
Molecular function (GO): chromatin binding; single-stranded DNA binding; DNA replication origin binding
Source: RefSeq, a predicted model, not a curated record